AUGUAUGGUGUUUUUGACGAAACAGGCCUUCUACAGUACGGACAAGUGUUCAUUCAAUAUUCUACAUCGGUCAAAAAACCGGACGGGAAGCUGAGGAUAUACACGGGCCCGGUCAUGAUCACCAAAAAUCCAUGUCAUGUAGCCGGUGAUGUCAGGAUGUUUGCAUCAGUAUAUCAGCCCGCAUUAGCUCAUUUGUUUGACGUUGUUGUCUUCCCAAAACACGGUCCCCGCCCUCACCCUGACGAGAUGGCUGGGAGUGAUUUGGAUGGUGAUGAAUACUCUGUCAUAUUCGAUCCAGAUAUUUAUUUUGAUCACAACGAAGAAGCAAUGACAUUUCCGCGAAGCUCCCCAGAUGACUUUGAUACUGUUCCAACGACAGAAGAUAUGGUGGAUUUCUUCCUGAAAUAUCUUCGUCAAGACUCCAUUGGCCGAAUGAGCAAUGCUCAUCUUAUUUUGGCAGAUCGCAAGGGUUUGUUCGAGCCUCCACUUGGUAACAGAAUUUACAUCUUUUGA
Cooperia oncophora is the source of this 513-nucleotide messenger RNA. NCBI's taxonomy places the organism in Eukaryota, Metazoa, Nematoda, Chromadorea, Rhabditida, Trichostrongylidae. The record is from the annotation of a GenBank genome assembly.